Molecule: messenger RNA, 1272 nt
Organism: Aspergillus sclerotioniger CBS 115572
Lineage: Eukaryota; Fungi; Ascomycota; Eurotiomycetes; Eurotiales; Aspergillaceae
Product: mandelate racemase/muconate lactonizing enzyme family protein
Exons: 4
Coding region: 19-1170 (383 amino acids)
Biological process (GO): amino acid catabolic process; D-galactonate catabolic process
Molecular function (GO): galactonate dehydratase activity
Source: RefSeq, a predicted model, not a curated record
UAGCAACAGACUCCAAGCAUGGCUCCCAUCAAAUCCAUCGAGUACUUCCGCGUCAAGCCGCGCUGGCUUUUCGUCAAAAUUACUGACGAUCAGGACAAGUUCGGAUGGGGUGAGGCCACUCUAGAAGGCCACACACAGGCUGUGGAGGGCGCAUUGGAUGGGAUGAUCGCUAGACUUAUUGGAUACGAAGCAGAUGACAUCGAGCACAUCUGGCAGACUAUUUGGCGUCUUGGGUUCUACCGCGGUGGCCCCGUCUUCAUGUCCGCCCUAUCCGGCAUCGACAUCGCAUUAUGGGAUCUGAAGGGCCGCAGACUCGGGGUUCCCGUCUACCAGCUUCUGGGAGGCAAAGUGCGCAACAAGAUCCAAGUCUACGCUUGGAUUGGAGGCGAUCGACCAAGCGACGUUGAAGUAGCCGCUAAAGCCCGCCUCGCGCAAGGCCUCAAAUGCGUCAAAAUGAACGCCACCGAAGACAUGAACUGGCUUGACUCGCCCUCCGUGCUAGACUCCUGCGUCGAACGCAUCAAACAGGUCAAGGCUCUUGGACUUGAUGCUGGACUCGACUUUCACGGUCGUCUACAUCGCCCUAUGGCCAAGCAGCUCGCCAAAGCGCUCGAGCCCUACCGUCCGUUAUUCGUCGAGGAGCCGUUACUCGUUGAGCAUCCGGAAGCGAUUAAGCAGUUAUCCCAGCACACGACUAUCCCGAUCGCCUUUGGUGAACGUCUAUACACGCGAUGGGAUGCCAAGCGAUUCCUUGAAGACGCGUCGGUCGAUAUCCUCCAGCCGGAUAUUGCGCACGCGGGGGGCAUCUCUGAAACGAAGCGGAUCGCGACUAUGGCGGAGACGUAUGAUGUGGCGAUUGCGCCUCACUGUCCUUUAGGUCCAAUCGCUCUGGCAGCUUCGAUGCAAGUAGCGCUUGCGAUUCCGAACUUUGUCAUUCAGGAGAUGUCGUUGGGGAUGCAUUAUAAUGUGGAAGCGGGGGAUAUUGAUCUCACAACGUACUUGACAAACCCUUCGGUAUUUGAUAUCCAGGAGGGAUAUGUACAAGCGCCAGCAGGGCCGGGACUGGGAGUAGAAAUUGAUGAGGAGAUGGUGAGGAGAAUCAGCCAGGAGACGGAGCCAUGGUUGCCAAAGGAAUUCUACGGACCGGAUGGUGGGAUUCGCGAAUGGUAGUCUAGUCUAGACCUGUAGAGACAUGCAGGAGAGAAAUGCGGAGUUGAUCUACACAGUGACACCAGAAAUGCGGGGACGUGGGGGGGCAUUCAUAGUUUCGCC